CCUCGAUAUGGCACGAAUAAUUUGUAUGUUAGUUAUAGUUUUAAUACACUUAGCCACUAGUGCUAGAAUUUUAAGUGUCAUACCAUCUGCCUCCAGGUCUCAUCACUUGCCAUUUCAACCGUUAUGGCGAGAACUAGCACUAAGAGGUCACGAGGUUACGGUAAUAACAACGGAUCCGCAACGAAAUGCCUCGAUAGAGAAUUUAAGGGAAAUAGAUACAAGCUUCUGUUACAAGAUAUACGAAAAACAUAAUGUGUUAGAUGCCAUAGCCAACGAAAGCCUUAGUUCUUUGGAGAAAGCUAGUGUUCUACGUAAAGCAUUCUUAGAAUGUGAGGAUUAUCAUUUUUCCUUACCGGCAAUCAGAGAAAUGAUACUUAAUAAAGAAGUUAAAUUUGAUCUUUUAAUUGUGGAAGCUCAAUUACCGAGUAUGUUAGCAUUCAGCUGGAGAUUUAAGUGCCCAGUUAUCGCUGUCGCUUCUAUGGAACCUGCUCUUCAGUACCACGAUUCCUUAGGUAAUCCAGUGCAUCCUGUUACUAACCCAGACUACAAUUUGGACGUGACUGAUUCUGAAAAUUUGACCUUUAAGGAAAGGCUGUUAAGCUUUCUUCAAGUUGUUAUAUAUAAGUACCAUAUCUACAACAGGGCAUUUCCAGCAUAUCACGAACACGUAAAGAAAUACUUUGGAAAGGAUUUGCCUUCGUUGAAGGAAUUGCAGGAUACUAUUAGUCUUAUGUUUAUUGGUUCUCAUCCUCUAUUCCAUAAUAUAAGACCUUUAAACUUAAACACCAUACCAAUUGGAGGAGGCAUGCAUAUUAAGGCUCCUAAGAAGCUUCCUGGUGAUCUUCAAAAAUUUCUGGAUGAUAGCAAAACUGGUGUCAUCUAUUUUAGUCUAGGAAGCAACGUUAAUUCCAAUUUGCUGACCAAAGAAUUCAAAAAAGCUGUAGUAGAAGCCUUUGCCGAAGUUCCUCAUAAGGUGCUGUUAAAAAUGGACGGUGAGAUAGAAGGGUUGUCUAAAAAUGUUAUGGUAAGAAAAUGGAUGCCACAGCAAGACAUUUUGAGACAUCCAAAUAUUAAAUUGUUUAUAACACAAGGAGGUCUUCAGUCUCUGCAAGAAUCUGUCGUCAAUGGUAUUCCACUAAUAGGAAUACCAUUUUUCGGAGAUCAAAUAACAAAUGUUAAUAAAAUGGUUAAAAAGGGAUAUGGCGUUAAGGUCGAUAGAAGGAGCAUAACCAAAGAAAUUUUAGUAGCAGCUAUUAAAGAAGUUAUAACGAAUCCAAGUUACAAAGAGACUGCAGAAGCCAUGGGGGAAAUAUUUAAGGACGAAGAAAUUCCUAGUCUCGAGCGAGCAGUCUAUUGGACCGAGUACGUCAUCAGGCAUAAAGGCGCCAAGCAUCUGCGCAGUCCUGGUAUAGGAAUGCCAGCUUGGAAAUACUAUAUGCUUGAUGUCAUGGGAUUCUUGGCAUUUGUUUUGUUAACGAUAAUCGUUGCAUUUUGUUUGAUUUUAAAAAGAUUAGUCAGGUGGUUAAAAUAUCUAGUGAAAGGAGAUACUAAAAAAUCAAGAAAGACGAAGAAAGAUUAGUUUUAAAGUUCUAAAAACUACAGUAUUAACUGAUUGACAGCAUUAUUACCAGCAUACAUCACUUUAAAUAUUUAGAAGUUUAAAGAAAAAAACAAGAGUUUCGCAAAAAAAAAUUCAAAGAUAUGAUAUUAUGUAAUACUUACAGCAAUUUAAACAGCACGACAACUGUACAACGUUUACUUUCUGUUUACGUUAGGUUAGGUUUAUUGCGAUGAAUCAAUAGUAAACAUAAGCAUUAUUGUAAAUGACUGGGCUGCGUUGAUGCGAUGGGACCAACACAUUUUUUGUUAUACGGUGGAGCAUAGCAGUCAUCAUCAUCAUCAUCAUCUUUGGCUUUACAACCCUGGCUGGGUCUUAGCAUGUUCAAGAAUUAUUCUCCAUUCCCCGCUAUGUUUCGCCCUGACUUUCCAAUUUCUGACCACUGGAUUCCUCAAGUCAUCUUCGACUUGAGUUUUAAAUCUAGAUUUUGGCCUACCUCUCUUCUGGUUCCUAUUGGGUCUUGAUAUAAUAUCUGUAUUUGGGGGUUUCCAGUGUCCAUUCUUUCAAGGUGUCCUAGCCACCUUGGUCUAUUAUUUUAAUAGACCGGACGAUGUUGCAUUUUUCAUGCCAUUGAUAUAACUCAAAAUUGUAGCGCCUGCAUCAUAUCCCGCUUUCUUGUACUCAUCCGUAUAUGUGCGUAAGUAUUCUUCUUUCAAAGCGGCCUAAAAGUUCUUCGUCGCUUUUUACCAUAGUCCAUGUCGCUGACGCGUAUUUCACGACAGGUUUAAUAACAGUUUCAUAUAUUAGUAUCUUGGUUUUUUUGCUAAUUAUGUGUGAUGUUAAGAACUGCUUUAGUUCAAAGUAAGCUCUGUUUGCUAUGUAUAUUCUUCUCUUAAUUUCUACGCUUACUAGGUUGCUGUUAUUUAGUUGUGUUCCAAGAUAUAUAAACUCCGAGAGACCUUCGAAUGUGUGUGAUUCUGUCACCAGACAGUCUUGUGGUGCCGCUAUUUGUGUGCUGUUCGCGACCUUCAUAUAUUUUAUUUUGAAUACGUUGACCUGCAGUCCCAUUAUCUUCGCAGCUUUUUCUAAUGUUUCAAAAGCCUGUAUCAGGUCUCUUUUUGUUCGUGUAACUAUGUCAAUGUCAUCUGCGUAGACCAAUAUCUGUACACUUCUAUUGAUGAUCAUACCUCUGGUUGUUAUGCCCAAUUUUUCUAUGGCUCUAUCUAGUGCGAUGUUAAACAAUAGGCAGGAUAGGCUGUCUCCCUGGCGUAAUCUAGUAUUUAUUUGAAAAGACCUUGACACUCUGUUUUGUACCUUAACUUUGCACUCAACUUUCGAAAGACUUGCCUUUACCAAUGUUAUUAGAUGCGACGGAAUAUCUAGGUCUGCCAUGGCAAUAUAAAGUGCGCUUCUGUCUUUAUUGUCAUAAGCGCUUUUAAAAUCUAUGAAGAGGUGGUGGGUAUCAAUUCCAUAUCCAUAUGUCUUUUCUUAGGAACGUAGGAGUACCUUUUUUAAAAGAGACGAUUGACUCACAGAGGCAUUGACUUAAAACAUAGUACACCAAAAAAAGUGUAUGCAAAAACGCCCCGUUUUCUUCGACAUAUGUAUAUAUCCCCUAAAUGGAUAGAAUGUCACUAUGGAUAACAUAUAAAAAAAGGGUAAACAGCUAUUAAAAAAAAGCCGUUCCAGAACGAUUGCAAAUGUCUAUAUUGUACAAAAUAUUCUUCAUGUAGCAGCUGUUGCUAAGAAGUUUUCCGAAUUUGUUUUAAUAAAUUCAACAUAUAGUUAAUUACACUGGUGGAAAUAUUUUUUUAAAUUUUGUAAGUCAAUCAUUUGUUAUUAUUGUAGAAUAAUAUAUGUUGUACAUGUACUGAUAUUAUUUAUUAAAAUACUUUUUGUA
Molecule: messenger RNA, 3458 nt
Organism: Diabrotica balteata
Lineage: Eukaryota; Metazoa; Arthropoda; Insecta; Coleoptera; Chrysomelidae
Source: the annotation of a GenBank genome assembly